UGCUGUAAAUUUGCGGGACCCGGAAGUUGUGGCAGAGUGACUCGUCACUGUUCCGUUCCAAUCUUUGCUUCUGCUAGGGUGCUGACUUCACUUGGGACAAUGAGCCACGCCGAGGAACCCAAAGUGCCUGCUGCUCCACACAUAGUGGGAGAAGAGCUUAUGGCUGCAGGCAAAUGGCUAAAGCUGGAGAAGACCACGUACGUGGACCGCUCCGGAAGCACCAGAACCUGGGAGACCGUGAAGCGGACAACAAGGCAAACCAACACCGAAGCAGAUGGUGUUGGGAUUAUCGCCCUGCUGAAGCGGACGCUGCACAAAGACUGCGUGGUGAUGGUGAAGCAGUUCCGUCCCCCCAUGGCAUGCCACACUCUGGAGUUUCCUGCAGGGUUGAUUGACGAGGGGGAAAGUGCUGAGGCGGCUGCUUUGAGGGAGCUAAAAGAAGAAACUGGCUACAAAGGGGAAGUUGUGGGAAUCACUCCAGUGACCUGUCUGGACCCCGGUCUGUCUAACUGCACCACUCAGAUGGUCAUGGUCAACAUCAACGGAGACGAGGGGGAGAAUAUCAACCCAACGCAGCAGCUCGGUGAGAGUGCAGAUUCCUUUACUCAUCUCCAACUGUCUUGUCUAUUCAAAUAUUUAUGUAAUCUUUGAUCUCUGGCAGAAUUCUCAAGUGAAGCGCAUGAGUGAUAUUCAAGGGAACAUUUCAACAUUAUAACUGAACACUUUUGGGUACAAACGAAGCCAGGCAAAGGAAAACGGGGAUAUACUUAUAUUAAUUGUGUUUUUUAACAUUAAUGUUCUCUUUUGUUCUUCCUUGCAGGUGAUGGAGGUGAGUUAUUUUCCUUUUUAAAAUACAUUAGAUAAAAUUAAUAAAAUGUAUCCUGGAUCAAAUCAAGGUUGUAUGCUCUUCUUGCAGAAUUUGUUGAAGUCAUUCUCUUACCACUCGAUGAAUUCCAGGUGAAAAUAGAUGAUCUCGUGAAGAAAGAAAAGAUUGUGGUGGAUGCCAAAGUGUACAUCUUCGCCAUGGGGAUGGUUCAGGCCUUCUUUAAGCCGAGGGAACUCCCCGUCCUGAAGCAGUGAAGGCAAACAUUCGGGAUGAGAGAAAAGUAAAUGUUCUUUUCUGUUACAAUGGGCAUACAACAUAGGACCAGCAAAAAAGGCCUUCCAAAUUAUAGUAGGAUGUUAUUUAAAUGUGGUUUCAGACGCAAGUAACUUCCUUAAGUUAUAUCUGCGAUGUAUAACGACCAUCCAUAGAGCAAAAUGAAAUCUGGAAGACAUAUUAACAACUGCGUUUUAAACUGACCGAAUGCAGACGUCUAAUUAUGAAAUGGAAGUCUGGAAAUGGCAGUGGUUUUUGGAAAUGAACGUAUGAAGGAGUUCUGUUUACAAUUGCUGGCCCACUUUGUGGUGGUCACUAUGGAGGUACUACCUAACCCCCCCAGGACUGACGCAUACUCUGGUUGGCCCAUUGUUUAAUCAUUCACACUCAACAGCCUUUAGUCUAGAACGACUAAAAAUGUCCCCCGUUUUAUUUUUAUGAGAUUACGUGUAGUUUGAUGAGACGCUGCUUUUACUGAGUGAUCAAAAAAACAUUCCUAACAUACUGUUUUGCAGACUUAAUGGCUGCAAAAAACUCACCUCCAAACACUUUAAGCAUGCAUAUUUGUCUAAAGGGCUGCUGAGAACAGAGGAAAUCGUCCAUUUUUAGACAAACCAGACAACCAGUUAGUUAUAAAUAACCCCUGCAUUGUUAUAAUAUUAACACAUAAUGCAUUCUUUUGAGGUAUUAACAAACCAUUUUUGCUUUUUUUCUUGUGUAACUCCACUGUAAUGUAAAACAGAUGCUGUUGUGAUAAAGGUAGCAAAUGAUCAAUAGGAAAUAAUUCAUUUUGUGCCAAAUAACAAUACUGUUGCUGUACUCUAGACUAGAAAUGACUGACCAUUUAAUAAAUGUUAUUCUACUUUUA
Messenger RNA from Pungitius pungitius (ninespine stickleback), 1967 nucleotides. RefSeq names its product nudix (nucleoside diphosphate linked moiety X)-type motif 5 (gene nudt5). NCBI's taxonomy places the organism in Eukaryota, Metazoa, Chordata, Actinopteri, Perciformes, Gasterosteidae. Bases 100 to 651 code for a protein of 183 amino acids. The record is from RefSeq and is a predicted model, not a curated record. Gene Ontology annotation, cellular component: nucleus. Gene Ontology annotation, biological process: nucleoside phosphate metabolic process; ribose phosphate metabolic process. Gene Ontology annotation, molecular function: ADP-ribose diphosphatase activity. The transcript has 8 exons.